AUGUCGCCGAUGAGCAACCCCACCAGCUUCGAUCACAGCUACGAGCUCCUUCUGCGGCGAAACCUCCUGCUUCUGCUCGACCUCCUCGGCCUCAUCCGCUUCAUCGCCGGGGUGCUCCUGGAACGCCUCGGCGUCGCGCCGUACCAGGGCGAGGUGCAUCUGCCAGGACAGCCUUGGGGCGGAGAGCAUGCCAGCGAUGCCACUUUGGAACGCUUCCUGGAGGCGAGGUUGUGGGAGACCGGGACGCGGUCGCUCACGGCAACGCGGUACAGGCGGCGGCGGGUUGCGCAGCCGGCGGACGACAAGAUGGCCGCAGAAGGCGACGCCGAGGGCGCGGCGGCCGUUUGCGCGAUUUGCUUGGCGGGGCUGGAAUCGGGAGGUUUCCAGACGGUCGUGGAGCUGUGCGGCUGCUCGCACGCGUUCCACGCCGCGUGCAUCGAUGCUUGGGUCGGCAGUGGCGACGAUGCGGCAACCUGCCCGCUGUGCCGCGCGCCCAUGUGGGACGACGACGGGCAGAGUUUGUCCCGCGCUCGCCCCGGUGGCUGA
This is a messenger RNA of Miscanthus lutarioriparius, 546 nucleotides long. NCBI's taxonomy places the organism in Eukaryota, Viridiplantae, Streptophyta, Magnoliopsida, Poales, Poaceae. The record is from the annotation of a GenBank genome assembly.